Messenger RNA from Vicugna pacos (alpaca), 3422 nucleotides. Lineage: Eukaryota; Metazoa; Chordata; Mammalia; Artiodactyla; Camelidae. The record is from RefSeq and is a predicted model, not a curated record.
CGCGGAUGCGGCGCGGGUGUUGGGAGGGAAAGGCUGGACAAGGCUGGGCGGGCAAGGCUGGACAAGGCAGGGCGGGCGCCGGGUUUCCCGCGGUCCGAGGAGAGUCGCUCUUAGAGGGCCAGCCCACUCGCGUCCUUUUGUUCCGGGGCCGCAGGGCGGGGCAGGCCCAACUUUCGCUGUCGCGUGGUCUACUCUCCAGAACGGCCAUGAUUUCUCAGUUCUUCAUUCUGUCCUCCAAGGGGGACCCGCUCAUCUACAAAGACUUCCGCGGAGACUGUGGCGGCCGGGAUGUGGCCGAGCUCUUCUACCGGAAGCUGACAGGACUGCCAGGAGACGAGUCUCCGGUUGUCAUGCACCAUGGUGACCGUCAUUUUAUUCACGUCAGACACAGCGGCCUCUAUUUGGUGGCCACGACUUCAGAAAAUAUUUCUCCCUUCAGCCUCCUAGAGCUGCUCUCCCGGUUAGCCACUCUCCUGGGUGAUUACUGUGGCUCCCUGGGUGAGGGGACUAUAUCCCGCAACGUAGCUCUUGUCUACGAACUCCUGGAUGAAGUGCUGGACUAUGGCUAUGUACAGACCACAUCCACGGAGAUGUUGAGGAACUUCAUCCAGACUGAGGCUGUAGUCAGCAAGCCCUUCAGCCUCUUUGACCUCAGCAGUGUUGGCUUGUUUGGGGCCGAGACCCAACAGAGCAAAGUGGCCCCCAGCAGUGCAGCCAGCCGCCCCGUCCUGUCCAGCCGCUCUGACCAGAGCCAAAAGAAUGAAGUGUUUUUGGAUGUGGUCGAGAGACUGUCCGUACUGAUAGCCUCUAAUGGCUCGCUGCUGAAGGUGGAUGUGCAGGGAGAGAUCCGACUCAAGAGCUUUCUGCCCAGUGGCUCUGAGAUGCGCAUCGGCUUGACAGAAGAAUUUUGCGUGGGGAAGUCAGAACUGAGAGGUUAUGGGCCAGGAAUUCGGGUGGAUGAAGUCUCAUUUCACAGCUCGGUGCACCUGGAUGAGUUUGAGUCUCACCGAAUCCUCCGCUUGCAGCCACCUCAGGGCGAGCUGACUGUGAUGCGGUACCAACUCUCAGAUGACCUCCCCUCCCCGCUCCCCUUCCGGCUCUUUCCCUCCGUGCAGUGGGACCGAGGCUCAGGCAGGCUCCAGGUUUAUCUGAAGUUACGAUGUGACCUGCCCCCAAAGAGCCAGGCUCUCAACGUCAGGCUGCACCUUCCCCUGCCACGAGGGGUGGUCAGAUGGACGUCCCGGGCCUCCCUGGGCCUCCCGGACAAGGGUCCUCCACCUCGGCUCCUCCUCUGGGGUUGGGCCCUGCCAGCCUCUCCUUUGAACUUCCCCGGCACACAUGCUCCGGCCUCCAGGUCCGCUUCCUCAGGCUGGCGUUCAGACCCUGCGGCAACGCCAACCCGCACAAGUGGGUGCGACACCUGAGCCACAGCGAUGCCUAUGUCAUCCGGAUCUGAGGCUCCCAAAGGAGGACACGACGCAGUGGCAGAGCCAGUGGUCUGUGCAUCAGGGGGACAGAAUUUUUUUCUCCAGACUUCCGGCCCGUGGCUGCGGAUCUGGCUUGAAGAGUCCAGAGUCCUAGAGACCAGGAGGGCUUGAUGGGGUUGACCCUCCUGUGGUAUCAGACCCGGGAAGGACUGAGAUGGAUCACAACUUAAAAAUCAAACUUUUAUUCUGAGGAACGGCUGUAAAAUGUCUAAAGAGAAAGCAGCAUGGGGGAAGCUGACUACUACUUCCUUCCACCCAGAAUGCCCGCGUAUGUGAAUCCAGGGGAGAGGCCAGCAGGCAGCAACAGCAUCAAGGCGCAGGCUGAGGGGAGCCAGAUCCGGGGGGCUGGGAGCCAUUAGCCUUUGGAGUCCCUGGAACAGGAGGGGGGCUCUCCCCAGCUUCCGGUUUCCCCCCACACAGGGCGCUGGCCCCCAGCGGGGAGGGGGCUGAGGACUGGGGAGGGGCUGGAGAAGGAUGGGAGGCGGGGCCUCCUUUGCCCUCCCCUGUCGGGGGAAGAGAGACCACGAUGUACUUCUGGACACUGCCGGGGCCAGAGGGCGCAGUGCUGGGGGGUGCGGUUGUGGCAGUGGAGACCAGCUUGACGAUGGGCUGCACACUGGGGACAGUGGUGGUGACAGGAGAGGUGGUGGUGGAGCCUGAGCCAGGGGCCGAGGUGCUGAGGGACAGGACCUGGGUGAUGGGGGGGGAGGAAGGCAGUAUCACUUGCCUGGCGCCCUCCCCACACCCCAGGCCCGGCGGAAUACUUCACUUGCUCCAACUGAAUAACUGGUACUUGACUAGCGCCGUGGUGACCGCUCCCCACCAUCCCUGGUCCUGCACGUACCUGCUGGGUGGACGAGGCGCUGGAAGAUGACAUCACGAUAAACUUGGUUGGAGGAGGAGAAGGCUGAGGUGGGGCAGCAGCUCUGGCAGACACCAGUGUCUGCACAGGCAGUGCGAUGGAGCCAGGGACCUUCAGCAAGCCAGGGGUGCGAGGGCCAGGCUGGGGGGCCUGUGAGAGGGUCAGCGUGGGCCGCGGCUGUGGGAAGAAGAGGCAGGAAGAUAUCACCAUCUAUGAAAAAAAGUCACCAACUACAAAAAGAAGGGGUCCUCUUGCUCCCCCUCGGGGGUCUCACUGGGGUUGGGCAUCACCACUAACGGGGCCUAGACUCCUCCAGAUGCUGACUGGGGUGGGCACUGUGUUUCACAGAAGUGCAUGUGCAGUCCUGGGUGCGUGCGCGUGUGUGAGUCCUCUGCCGUGGACACCACCCCCAAGGUUCUCCCCGUUUCACCUCACCCUUCCUCCCCGCCCCCUGUGCUGACCUGAGUGAUGGUCAGAGUGGUCCUGUUGACCUGCUGAGCCUGCAGCGCAGCCUGGGCCCGGGCCUUGACCACAUGUGAGCAGAGGAGGGGCCCAAGGGACCCAAAUUCUGCCCGAUAGGCAUCCUGAUUGUCAGGUGGUGGGCGCAGCUUUGCUAGAACGGGGGCGCAGUGUUUCUGUAGAGAGAAGGCAAAGAACAGCCAGGUAGAGGGAGGGCUGGGACCCUCCGAAUCGGAAUGGGGACGGGGUGAACAAGGUCAUCUGGUUCUUCAGCAUGUUUCUGUGGGAGGCCAGGCAGUGCUGGGUUAUCUGUGUGCAGAGAAUGCUGUGAUUUUUCCUCAGAACAGCUGGUGUGAGUGGAGAACUGCUGAGUACACUGGUUCUAUCUAAGGGCCAGUUGGUCCACAGGGCGUUUGCCUUGCCCAGAAUGGGCCAGAGUGAUGGAGGAGCACAGCUGAGUGGUCACAGGCUGAGAGUUAAGACCUUUUAUUUUUUACUUAAUCCUUUGGUGCCUCAGUCUUUCCACCUGCAAGACAAUACUGGACUCUCAGGUGUGCUCUGAAUAUAAAGCAAAGAUAGAAUCAGUGAAUAAAAGACACUAUAUGCUUGCUAAA